Molecule: messenger RNA, 1595 nt
Organism: Soboliphyme baturini
Lineage: Eukaryota; Metazoa; Nematoda; Enoplea; Dioctophymatida; Soboliphymatidae
Source: the annotation of a GenBank genome assembly
AUGGGAAUUUCCGACCUCGAAAGAGUGAAAUUCGUCAAUUGCUUGCACGUGGACAACAGCAGCGGCUACUGGUUCGGCGGAAUCAUUCGGACGGACGAGAACUGGCCAAUCCGCUUCCGUCACAUUCCUUAUCACAUGGGUUUGACCGGAAGUGCCAGGUGGCAUGGCGAUUCCGUGAUCGGCAUCUUCGAACCGAGCUGGUUCUCGUCUCACAGUGCCGCGAUAUCGAUCAGUCGUAAAAUUCCAUUCUACACGAACCAGACGACCAACAAACUGUGCUUUAAGUCCGACAAAACUGCCAAUUACUUGAUGUACAAAGUAUGCCGUGCCAGAGACGUGGUAGACAUCAUCAGAAGUCGCGAGCAGUAUCUUCAAACGACGAGUUCUGCUGACGAUAUAGAAAAGGAAUUUCCGACCAUUGGCAGCGUGAUCAUCGACAUCGACAUCGACUCACAAGGAAACCUGUCGCACAACCUCAUGAAGGUAUGUCAGACGAUGCGCAACCUCCGGCUGCCCAUUAAGGCGAUGUACCUCAUCAAAGAGGUCGACCUGUUCCAAAAACUGGACAUGAAUGCGAUCAGCCGCACCAUUGCUGCCUGUCGCACAAACCAUACAUUUUUUGCCGCAGAGUUCGGCUGUUAUGUGCGCAUUCGUGACGUCGAGAACGAAUUCAUAGACGUGACUAUGCUGGUCAGUCAGCACAACGGAUCGAGCAUCGGGGCAGUGCAAGUACGCAACGAGACGUGCUUCGUGUUGGACUUCACCAAAUGGAAGGUGAGAUGCUGGUACGCCGACCAGGUGUGCAAAAAUCCACUUUACGCGUUGGUCGACUACGUGGCAUUUUACGGAGGCUCCGCUAGUUCGCUGCCCGUCGAAUCAACCCUGAACGUCACCCUAGGAAACCUGAAUCUGUAUUCGACGGCGUACGUCGACGUCGCGUGGUCCAUCGCCAAGGGCCUGAUAGUUGACGUGGCAUACGGUACACAAACUGUUCCACUGUUUAUCAACAUACCCACCACUCUCGAGCACGAACGAAACGUCAUCGCUAUGCUGCUGGCGGCAAGUUUGCAGGGAUACAACAUGUUCGUCAUUCAACUGGACAGCAACAUACCCGAAUAUGCGUCGAUGGACGAACAACAGCGAAACAGACUGCGUUCUUGGCUCCAGUUGGCGAUGGUGAUGCCAAUGCUGAGGGUGCCGGCGUCGAUCAUUCACAACCCAAUAUUUUACGAGAACCUUAACUACUACAAACCAAUUAGGGACAAGUACGUACUACCGCACUAUCACAAGGCCUACUUGCAAAACCGAUUAUUCGGCGACCCCGUCAUGCGACCGAUAUGGUGGUUUGCCAAGGACAGGAGUUCAUUGCUGACUUACAAUCAUCAGUUCAUGAUUGGUAAUGACCUGAUCGUCGCUGCCUUCCUGCACAGCAACGAAGUGAACUAUCGGCUAUACCUGCCUCCCGGAAAAUGGAUUAACCCGGACACCAACGUUACGAACGACGGUGGAACGGUAAUCACUGUACACAUAGGCAUGAAGUACAACGUGGUGUGUUUCAUUCGCGCUGAAAAGUUGACUGAUAAACCAUUUUAAAG